Messenger RNA from Protomyces lactucae-debilis, 957 nucleotides. Its product is annotated as RlpA-like double-psi beta-barrel-protein domain-containing protein-containing protein. The coding region runs from base 1 to 957 and encodes 318 amino acids. The transcript has 3 exons. The record is from RefSeq and is a predicted model, not a curated record. Lineage: Eukaryota; Fungi; Ascomycota; Taphrinomycetes; Taphrinales; Protomycetaceae.
AUGUUGACCUUCAAGCUGACACCAUGGAAGCUGUCUUUGCUAUGCCUGAUUGCCGGCUCUCUUGUCAAUGCAAAGCACGGGGAGCAAAGUCCUUGUCAACCAAACUCAAAGUCGCCGCACUGUAUGCAUCGUGAUGUUCACCAUCAUGCCCAAGCCCCCAAGCCACUACCGGGAGUCCCUGGCAAGGCUGCUUCGCCUCCAAAAGCAACACCUGUUGUGUCACCACCUGCUCCUAAGACUUCAGCCUUACCUAAGGAUCAACCCAAUCCUCCCAAAGGUGCUGGAGGUGCCGGUGGGACGGGAGGCUCGACCGGAACGCCGCCUCCCGCUGGGGACCUACCAAAAGGCAAUGCCAAGGUCGUCAUCCCUUCCAAGGACAAGAAUGGCAAUUGGCCCAAGACUGUGGCAUCAUCAACCAUGUACUUUGACAAGACUGGUGGUGCUUGUGGUUGCUUCGACAAUCAAGACCAUCCAAAAGGCUUUGACAGCCAAUUCGGCUUGCCUGCUGACCCCUCGACAAAUUCGCCAGCAGUUUACUUUGCAGCUGGUUCUGAAUCGCUCUUCAACCCGCAUGAUCAGAGUUCACGCCUUGGUUGGUGCGGCUCUAAUUGUGGGCAGUGCUUCAAGCUCACCUCUUUGGGUAAAUCUGCUUGCGAUGGAUGUGGCAAGGGAGCUGAGCUCGGAAAGGAGAUCAUCGUUAUGCUGAAUAAUAAGUGCCCUCCAUCCUAUCCAGGCGCCCAGGGUGAAUACCACUAUUGUGCACCACAAAACAUUGUGAAUGCUCAACACACUUACUUUCAUUUUGACGUCCAUUCACAACAGGAUCCCAGUACAACUCACCAAAAACUUGGUGGUACCAUCGAGUGGGACAAUCCAUUGGUCCUAUACGAGGCUGUCAAGUGUCCACAAAAUGCUCUCAAUUGGUACAAGAACAGUUGCAAGAAGUGCCCUCUUUGA